CACAUCGUGAUGAAAUGAAAUGACACUCGACCAGUUGAUAAGCUCCAGUACCGUGCAAUAACAAUUUGCCUCUGAACCGCUCUCUGUGGUUUCCAGCUGACGUCACGAUAAAUCGGCUUGGUUCAAGGUGCACCGGGUAAAACCUGACAGUGUUUGCUGGUUGCUGAUUCUACAGAUUAUUUCGUGUUCUCAUCUCUCACUCCAGCUAAGGAAUAGAAUGCUUCACAAACAGUCAAUAGUGAUUUUGGUACUUGGUGUAUUGUUUUCCCAUGUGGUGGCACAGGGAAAAUCAAAGGAUGAACUAAUUAAGGACGUGUUUGGGACGAAUAGUGAAGAGGAGCAGAAUGAGCGUCCAGUGACCACCAGGAACCCUCCGAAUCUUCAGCCUGGAAGUAAUACAGGUACCAGUGGAGGGAUACCUGGUACUGGAUCUUGUACCUGUGUCCCGUACUACUUGUGCAAUAAUGGGUCUGUUAAUACGAAUGGAGAGGGCAUUAUAGACAUUAGAAUCAACGAAGGCCCGUGCGAGAACUACAUCGACGUCUGCUGCGACAAAGACAGCGAAGUCGAAGUCCCACUCACCCCAACGCCGCCCCCGAUAAAACGCAGCGGCUGCGGCCACCACAACCCCGACGGCAUCGGCUUCCGCAUAACCGGCAACAACGACAACGAGGCCCAAUAUGGAGAAUUCCCCUGGAUGGUGGCGGUCCUCCGCGAGGAAAGCAUCGAAGGCAACCCCCAGAAACUCAACGUGUACCAGUGCGGCGGCGCCCUCAUCGACACCUCCGUCGUAGUGACCGCCGCCCACUGCGUCAGCAGCAAGAAGCAGUUCAAAAUCCGCGCCGGGGAAUGGGACACCCAGACCAAGAAGGAGUUGUACCCGCACCAGGACCGCGAAGUCGAAAGCAUCAUCGUGCACCCCCAGUACUACGCCGGGGCGCUCUACAACGACAUAGCGUUACUGUUUUUGAAAACCCCGGUGGAUAUCGCUGAGAACGUGAACGUGAUUUGUUUACCGACUCAAGGUACUAAUGUGGAUAACGCGCGGUGCUAUGCUAGCGGGUGGGGGAAGGACGUGUUCGGGAAGGAGGGUCGCUAUCAGGUGAUUUUGAAGAAGAUUGAUCUUCCGGUGGUACCUAGAGACAAGUGUCAGGAGAGUUUGAGGAAUACGAGGCUGGGGAAGCAUUUUGAUCUUCAUAAGAGUUUUAUUUGUGCGGGAGGGGAGGCUGGGAAGGACACGUGCAAAGGGGAUGGGGGCAGUCCUUUGGUUUGUCCGAUUCCGGGGGAGAAGAAUCGGUACCAGCAAUCUGGGAUUGUGGCCUGGGGGAUUGGGUGUGGCGAUAGCCAGACUCCAGGGGUCUAUGUCAAUGUAGCGCUAUUCAGAAACUGGAUAGACGAACAGAUGAAGAGCAAGGGUAUAGAAACCCAAGCUUACGAGUACUAAAACCAGUUGUCUUUUAUUAUGUAUUUUAAAUCUUGAAUAAAAGUUUUGUAAUAAA
Molecule: messenger RNA, 1499 nt
Organism: Zophobas morio
Lineage: Eukaryota; Metazoa; Arthropoda; Insecta; Coleoptera; Tenebrionidae
Product: phenoloxidase-activating factor 2-like
Exons: 3
Coding region: 218-1444 (408 amino acids)
Biological process (GO): proteolysis
Molecular function (GO): serine-type endopeptidase activity
Source: RefSeq, a predicted model, not a curated record